AUGGAGACUGGCGAGAGAACACCUGCAUCCAUCCCUCCAUUGAAUGCCCAGGACCCAGCUAUGUCCAUUCGCUACCGCACAGGCCGAGCUCUUGCUUGCUGCACCAUCGUCGUCUUCGUCGGCUUCUUCUUCCUUGUCGGAUUCUUUGAACUUGCCUUGUCAUCAAAGAGGGAAUGA
Messenger RNA from Plenodomus lingam JN3, 177 nucleotides. The record is from RefSeq and is a predicted model, not a curated record. Lineage: Eukaryota; Fungi; Ascomycota; Dothideomycetes; Pleosporales; Leptosphaeriaceae.